AUGGAUGCAUUAACCAAAAUAAGCAGGGUUUUUGAUAAUGUGAAACAAGUUGUCAAGGAGAAGAAUUCAUCUACUCGUCUUCAAAGUCUCAAAAAAGAUAUAUUACUUAUACAGUCGGAACUCCUAGUGUUAGGAAAGGAAAAUCAUGGUUUACAUAUUAGGUCACUGGCAAUGGAAGGGUAUCUUGCUCUACUUUCUGCUAAGAUAAUGCCCUUAUCUCUCUCUGAGAAGAAGAAUAUAUUGACUGUUGCAUUCGAGAAACUUAAACAACACGCACAAUGCGAGGAAACCUUAUUCGUUUUUCUUAGAAUACAGAACUUACUGUGUUAUUUUCUAAUACAACUCGAUGAAAUUAAUCGAGCAAAAUACAUUCUUGAAAAUGUUGAGGAAAUGUACGAUGAUAUAAGUAAUUCUAAAGCGCAUAUGUUCAUAGAUGCUGAAGAUUUGUUUGUACCUGAACCAGUUAGUAACAUAAAGAGAAUGAGUUCAGAGAAAAUAGACAAAUUGAUAACAAAUAAUGUACAAAUGUUAGCCUUCUUGUAUAAUAAAUUAAAUCUACCCCAAAAAUAUACAUUGUAUAGUCAUACAGCAUUGAGAAGGCAAUUGGAGAUGAAAGAAGGCACUCCGCAAGAAUGGGCUAUGCGUACUGCGAGGCUAGGCAAUUAUUUCUCUUAUCUUAACCAACUUGGAAACGCGCGGCAUCAUUUGUGUGCGGCUUACCACAUUUUGCGUACUUGUCAUGACAAUUGUAAACUCAUACCAGAAGAAUUCGUCCUUCAAAAGGCAGACUUUGAGAUGCAUUUCUUAGAGCUUAGUCAUCAUUGGGUUAAAUAUGGGCUCACUCUGUUUAAAUUAUCAAGAAAAAAAAUUUUGAACAGCGUUUUUUCAGGACCUUCUGGUGCCUCUGCGACUGACUUGUGGAAUACUGUCGAUUUUGUAAAUGAGAGUCUCGUUGACACCGAUAAUAAUAGUCAAAAAGAAAACAGUAAGGAUUCUGGAUCAGAAAAAUACGAAAAGGGGGAUUGCUUAACGGAAAAAGUUUAUAUUUUUCCUUCUUUAGACCUCACCGAUAUUGAGAGAAAGGUUCCAUUGGAAAUUAUAACCAAUUCGAUUGAAGCACGAAAACUGUUUUCUUUUACCCACAAAUGGUUGAAGCGUGCGGAACACUAUUAUGAUUUUGAACAUCAUUCGUCUCAUUAUAUAUCUUGCUCGCUGCAGCUCGCUGAACUGUAUGAACAUCUUGCUUUUUUUGAAAAGAAUAUUGACAAUCAAUAUACCGUUCAAAAAAGAAGGGCUGAUGUCUUGGAGACACUAAAUUCAUUAUUAAAAAAUUGCGACAACGUUAUGUCAAUACAAAUAGAUGUUAUAAAAGAGCUCUCUCAAGUUCAAUUAGAACUGAUGGCACUAAAUUUGCAAAAAUUGUGGCGUGAAGAAUCGCAAACUAACAUAUUGAAUGUAGACAACGAUACAGAUUCUAUAAUACAUUCCCUUAACUCUGAAUCAAAUAAAACCUUAACAGAAAAGACAUUAAAUACGAGUUCAAAAAACAUUUUUCUGCGCAAAAUGGAAGCCACUACGUCCAUCAAUGGUAAAUUGUUUCGGCUCAGCGGACAGAUAGAUCCGGGAACUCCAUCAGAGUUAAGUUUUGAUUACGGAAUACUGGGAAAUUAA
This is a messenger RNA of Bicyclus anynana (squinting bush brown), 1671 nucleotides long. It is a transcript of the gene L130, whose product is annotated as KIF-binding protein-like. The transcript has a single exon. Lineage: Eukaryota; Metazoa; Arthropoda; Insecta; Lepidoptera; Nymphalidae. The coding region runs from base 1 to 1671 and encodes 556 amino acids. The record is from RefSeq and is a predicted model, not a curated record.